This is a messenger RNA of Bombus pyrosoma, 1186 nucleotides long. Its product is annotated as transforming growth factor beta regulator 1. The record is from RefSeq and is a predicted model, not a curated record. Gene Ontology annotation, cellular component: nucleus. NCBI's taxonomy places the organism in Eukaryota, Metazoa, Arthropoda, Insecta, Hymenoptera, Apidae. Gene Ontology annotation, biological process: regulation of cell cycle. The transcript has 5 exons. The coding region runs from base 124 to 1143 and encodes 339 amino acids.
UAUACUAACUUUUGCAUAAUCUUAGUUAUAGACAUAAACUAAUAUAUGCGAUAAAAAAUAAUCACAAACAUCACUGCAUCAUAACCUCUUUCAAUAUUUUGUGUCUAAUGUAAUGAAUUCACGAUGACUCAAACUUAUGAUAACUAUUACAAUGAAUUUAAAAAAAAUGCAGAAUUACAGCAAAAUUUAAAAUACAAAAAGAAAUACCGAAGGUUAAAAAGGAUCAUAAAGGAUACAGUAUUCGAAAAUGCAGCAUUAUGUGAUCAAGUUGCACAAAUGCAAGAAAAUCUUAUGCUUGUGAAAGAAGAGAGACUGUUUCUUUUACGUAAAUUAUGUCAACAACAAGGAGAUAUAGAUCCUUCUACUAUGAUAGCUCGAUCUCAAUCAAACAGUAUUAAUCCUAGUUCGUUUAAUCCAGAAUGCUCUACUCCUAAAAAAACUGCAAAGAAAAGGGCUUCGACUGAUGGCUCAGAAACAAAAAAUAAGGCUAAACGUUACAAUAAAACUGCGAGGAAAGUAGUCCAAUUAAUACCAUUGGAUGUCCAUGGGAGACCUAUAUUUCCUAUUUCUUUAGGUGAUCUUACUGUCUACUCCCUUGGAGAAGUAGUAUCGGACAGAAUAGCUUAUCAUACAGAGGAUCUCAUUUAUCCAGUAGGUUACUGCAGUACUAGGGUAUAUGCUAAUUUAAGGGAUGUAAGAACAAAAAGUUUAUAUACAUGUAAGAUAUUAGAUGGUGGACCAAAACCAAGAUUUGAAAUUGUAUCUGAUAAUGAUCUAGAUCAGCCUCUGGUUGGCUCUACUCCUGAUGAGUGUCAUUCCAAAUUAUUAAUGGCAAUUUCCCUUGCACUUCGUACAAUAGCACCAAAGGGUGCUGAUUUUUUUGGAAUUUCACAUCCUACUAUACAAAAUCUUAUACAAAGUACACCUGGAACUCGUAAAUUGGCUAUGUAUAAACAACAACGUUUCGAAGUAAGCAAGAAUCAACCAAUGGAAAGGGGAACAAGUCCAGUAAUGGAAGAAGAAACAGAUCCAGGACUAGGAUUUGCUGCUUUACAUAGGCAUUAUGCUUUAGCAAAUUCAUACAGAAUUAAAGAAGAACCGUCUGAUAGUGAUCUUUUAGCUCUUCAAGAGCUUCUCUCGUGACUUUUGUAUUGUUAAUAAAAAGAAUUUUUAAUUUCAGAAAAAA